GACAGACCUCAUGAAAACACGGACACACACAAUGGCGGGAGUGAAGAUCAAGUUCAGUGGUUAAUGUUAACAGUUAUAUGACCACUCUUUAACCAGCAGUGAAUGAAAGUUCACAUCGAAGCUUCAAAAUCACAAGCCUCGCAGGAGCUUGAAGUGCACAUGUUAACAUGUCUUUAACAAGAGUGUUGAAGAGACUGAGUGGAUCUGUGCUCUGGAAACAAGGUUUGGAGAGUCUGGGAGGAAGAUUACAGCACACUGAUGCCCAUUCAUCUGCACUCAACUACCAGCUGCUGUCUGACUGCCUGGAGCUCAACUAUGGUGGUCUUGUAAUGCACUUUGACUAUGUUUGGCUGAGAGAUCACUGCCGUUCAGCUUCAUGCUACAACUCAAAGACCAACCAGCGCAACCUGGACACGGCCGGCAUCGACCUGGACAUCCGGCCCUCAAAGAGCCGAGCCGACGAACACCACCUGUUCCUGACCUGGCCAGAUGGUCACGUGACGCGCUACAGCCUAGCAUGGCUAGCGCAGAACAGCUACGAGGGCCAGAAGAGAAGUUCCAUGCAACCGCGCUUGCUGUGGGACGCUGAUAUCUACACCAGCGCUCGGCCUCCCAGUGCAUGCUGGGAGAAGUUCAUGAGCUGCGACGAGGAGCUGAAGAUCUUCCUCAACUGCUUCUUGCUUUAUGGAAUAGCCUUCGUCGAAGGCGUCCCACCGACCCUUGAAGCCACAGAAGCGGCGACCCGAAGAGUGAGCCUCAUCAGAGAGACCAUGUAUGGGCGGAUGUGGAACUUCACUUCAGACUUUUCUCGUGGAGACACAGCCUACACAAAGCUGGCACUGGACCGCCACACCGAUACCUCAUACUUUCAAGAACCCUGCGGCAUCCAGGUGUUUCACUGUCUGAGGCAUGAAGGCACGGGCGGCCGGACUCUCCUGGUGGACGGUUUCCACGCCGCGGACGCGGUCCUCCAGCGGACGCCCGGGAACUUCGAGCUGCUUUCCCACGUGCCGAUCAAACACGAGUACGUCGAGAACCUGAGCGAGCACCGCAACCACAUGAUCGGCAUCGGGCCCGUGCUCAACGUGUAUCCCUGGAACAACGAGGUCUACAUGAUUCGGUAUAAUAACUACGACCGCUCUGUGAUGAACACAGUGGCUCAUGAUGUGGUGCGGCGCUGGUACGCGGCUCACAGGGAGCUCACCGCAGAACUGAGGAGACCCGAGAACGAGCUGUGGGUCAAACUCAAGCCCGGAAAGGUUCUGUUCAUUGAUAACUGGCGUGUUCUGCACGGCAGAGAGUCGUUCACGGGCCUGAGGCAGCUGUGCGGAUGCUAUCUGACCCGGGACGAUGUGCUGAACACGGCCCGAUCUCUGGGACUCCGUGCCUGAGCACUCGACUACCCCGAGGACACCAGUUUAUAACCAGAUUUACAGCAGGAUCACAACAACUCGUUGAACAUGGAUAUGAAGACUUCACUUAACUCUCAGUUUUUAUAUAUGUAUAAGAAUUGAUCUGUCUCUCUAUCGGUACACACUUAACAAUCAACUCAGCUCUUUGUUUGAAUGAUUUUAUUAUUUUAAUUAAAUUAGGUUUGUGUAGUGGAUGUAUCUUUUUGAUCCAAAAUGUUUUCUUUCCAAAGAAAACCAGAUAGUUGUAAUCAAAGGUGCUGUAUGUAAAAAAAAAAAUGUUUUUGGUCGUACUAAAGCAUAAAAAUAUGAUAUGUUUGCUUUACAGAUAUUUAGGAAACAUGAUCACAUACUUUUUUAUUAUUAGUCUACUAAUGCAGAAUGUAGCCGACAUAAAACAGGGAACAAUCGACCAUGUAAGACACUUCCAUUGUGACUAACACAGAGAAAAGAAAAAGGAGCCAAGACAAUCAGGUAGCUGGAAAAAUUUAUUAUUAUUAUUAAAUAUAUAUUAAAUAUAUUUAGUAAAUGACAGAGUGUCAGAAUUUGACAGAGUUUCUCAAACGUUCAAACUCACAUAGAAAUAAAUAAGGAGUGCCUACAAGCGUUCACGUACUUGUUUCUCUGAAAAGCGACACUACAUCCAGAUGUGGUUUGAAAUGCGGUUCCAUGUCGAGUGUCUGAUUUGUUUUGAUUUGUGUGGCUCCGCCCACUGACAAUUCACCCAAUAGCAUUUCGACACCCGGGUUGCCAGUUGGCGGGAAACUCCGUACUGGACGUGUUCUCAAUCUGGCAACCCGCGUGAGUGUCGAGUCUGAGGAGCAGAGCCAGCCCGAGCAUUUUGGGGGCCCUAAGCAGAAUAAAACUUACCAUCACGACUAUUGGUUUUCA
Pimephales promelas (fathead minnow) is the source of this 2300-nucleotide messenger RNA. It is a transcript of the gene tmlhe, whose product is annotated as trimethyllysine hydroxylase, epsilon. Lineage: Eukaryota; Metazoa; Chordata; Actinopteri; Cypriniformes; Leuciscidae. Gene Ontology annotation, biological process: carnitine biosynthetic process. Gene Ontology annotation, cellular component: mitochondrion. Gene Ontology annotation, molecular function: iron ion binding; trimethyllysine dioxygenase activity. The record is from RefSeq and is a predicted model, not a curated record.